AUGCUUCGGUCUAUGCGAGGGCUUCUUUGCUUUUCCUACGACAAAGCCAAACACACCAGAAACCCAGAGACAGCUGUGAAUUUGUCGAACAAUGCCAUUCGCCUUCGAUCCAGCUGCAAGACAGCUGUCAAGGUAGCGCUUCCUUGUUCACACCCGAGAGAGUCCGACAAAACUAUGACUGGCAUCAUGAAAGAUCCAAUCCCGACAUCUGCCGAUGCAAACUCGUCUUGCAUCCCAGAAACUGACAGUUCAUGUGCCUCGACUUCCGUCUCGAUGACAGAAUCCGCUAUUUCUGCAAGUUCUGCAACCAGUGACAGCCUUUCCACAAACUCCGGUGGCCUCGCCAAGCUGGCUGCCAUGGCACCCCCGGAUGAUGGCACACCGUAUGUCCCCAUCAUGCAGCUGGACGGCACACUGAGACCGCCACUUAUCUCAUUCGGUGGCUAUGGAUCCUUUGGGGGCCGGUUCGUUCCUGAACCCAUUGUGGGCUUCCUGCACGAACUGACCACCGUCUUCGAGGCCACCGUUUCGGAUCCUGCCUUCUGGGUGGACUAUGCGAGAUACCAGCGCAACCUGACAACGCCGCUCCAGAAAGCCACUAAACUCACCAAGGUGGCUGGCGGCGCUACCAUCUGGUUGAAAAGGGAGGACCAGGCUGAAUACGGUAGCCACAAGACUCGCAAUAUUGUCGGUCAGCUGCUGCUCGCAAAGCGGAUGGGUCGCACUGAAAUCGUCACCGAUUGCGCAUCGGCCAAGCAUGGGAACUUCACGGCGGCGAUGUGCGCGCGGCUCAAUCUGCAGUGUGUGGUUAUCAUGGGCGCAGAUGACGCACAGUCCCAGGAGGAAGACGUUCUGGAGAUGAAGAUGCUCGGGGCCAAGGUCCUGACUGCACGAAGCCCAUCUGGCAUGGGCACUCUGCGUGCUGCAAUCACCGAAGCACUUCGUUAUUCAGUUUGCAACCAUGAGACCACAUACUAUCUGAUGGGUGGGCCUGUGGGCCCCAAUCCCCUGCCAACCUUGACUCGCACGUUCCAGGCACUGCUAGGCGAGGAGGUCGCAGUCCAGAUGUGGACCGCGGCGGGCUGUCAGCCAGAUGCUGUCGUCACUGCCGUUGGAAGUGGUGCUGGGGCAGUCGGCCUCUUCAGACCAUUUCUUCAUCGAUCCUCAAUUCGGCUGGUGGGGGUUGAAGGUGCCCAGGCUGCAGCUUUAACCGAAGGCUCCAUGGGUGUCCUCCAAGGAGCGCGCACGCUCAUGCUCCAGAACCACGACGGUCAAAUCAUCGACUCGCACUCAAUCUCACCAGACAUGAACCUCUCCACUGCGGGUCCCGAAGUGGCUCAUUGGAAGAGCUGCGGUCGUGUUGAAAUUACAACUGCCACCGACGCGGAUGCCCUGGACGGGUUCAAAACCCUGCAGCACCAUGAGGGGAUCCUGUCGGGCCUCGAUUCGAGUCACGCGGUGAGCAAAGCAAUUGAUCUGGCACGCGAAUUGGGACCGGGAAAGAAUCUUGUUCUGUUGGUGACCGGUUGUGAUGCCAUUGGCAUCCGUCAGUUGCAUGUUUGA
Messenger RNA from Penicillium macrosclerotiorum, 1563 nucleotides. RefSeq names its product tryptophan synthase. Gene Ontology annotation, biological process: L-tryptophan biosynthetic process. Lineage: Eukaryota; Fungi; Ascomycota; Eurotiomycetes; Eurotiales; Aspergillaceae. Bases 1 to 1563 code for a protein of 520 amino acids. The transcript has a single exon. Gene Ontology annotation, molecular function: tryptophan synthase activity. Gene Ontology annotation, cellular component: cytoplasm. The record is from RefSeq and is a predicted model, not a curated record.